This is a messenger RNA of Nezara viridula (southern green stink bug), 1666 nucleotides long. The record is from the annotation of a GenBank genome assembly. NCBI's taxonomy places the organism in Eukaryota, Metazoa, Arthropoda, Insecta, Hemiptera, Pentatomidae.
UUCAGAUUUAGGGCAUAACAAUAUUAAAACUUAUUACUACACAGAAAGAAGAAAGAAAAUGACAGAAAAAACUAAAAACUUCGAUUCAAGCCAAAGGAGCUUAGAUAAGUCAUCAUGGCAGGAAUUCGUAACUAUGCCAAGUAUUAGGGAUUUAGACUGUCCAGAUUACAGAACAUACUCAAAACGUUUAAUAGAAGCUGGAAAAGGUAGGAAUUUAGAAUUAAUGUGGGAACAAAACAGGUCAAAAAGGUCUGUUGGAACUAAAAAAGUAGUAGAAAUUGAAAAUUUUAGAAUAUUAGAAGAUAAAGCUGCUAUAUUAAAUGCUACUACUCUAAAAAGCCAAAUGGCUAAGAUUUAUCGCCAUGUUGACUUAGGAAUUAAAGUAGCUGAAUCUGACUUGGAUGCUAAACGAAAUAAACUAAAAGCUGUAAUUUUAAAGGAAGAAACUGAUUUGACUCAUGAAUAUGUGGAUAGAGCCCAAAAGUUAGCUGAAGAACUCCUUAAACAAAAGAAAAAAAAAGUUGUUGAAAUAGAAAUAAGAAAAAAAAGAGAAAGAGAGGAAGAAGCAAGGCUCCGCCUUGAACAGCAAGCUCAAGAAAAUUCAGAAGAGUAUAGAAUACAAGUAAGUAAGAAUAUGAAACUAGAAACUGCCGAAGUUCAAAAACAGCAAAUUUGUGAAAAAAUGAUGCAAAAAGAGAGAGAAGGUGAAUGGGAUAAAUUUUGGUUAGACUUGGAAAACAAAGUUGAUAAUGAGAGAAGAAAAUAUGAAGAACAUGAAGAAACGGUCAGAUUGACAAAAUUACAAGAGCAAAGAGAAAUAUUGAACAAGCAAAUAAUUGGUAAGAAAAUAAUGCAGAAUGAAAUGAAACAAAUCAAAGAAAAUGAAAAUAUAUUUCUUGAUAAACUAAAACAACAAAUUAAAGAUGAGGAACAAAAGGAGAAAGAAUUUAUACUCCAACAAAAAUUGGAGAUGAAAAAUAUAUCAUUAGCGCAACUUGAAGAAAAUCGAAAAUUGAGGAUGGAGAAAGCUGCUUUUGAAAAAGCAUUUGAUGAUUAUUAUUGUCAAAAAGUUGCAGAAAAUAUUCAAAAUGAAAAACUUAAUAAACGUGACACAAGAGUUGAAAAUAGAAGAGAGGCUGAUUAUUUUAGACAGCAGUUAAAAGAAAUCCAUGAAGCAAAAUUGGAAGAAGAAAGACAAUUUGAGAUUUUAAGACUGCAAGAGGUAGCAAAAAAAGAUGCUAUUAUUCGUAAAAAUCAAGAAAUUAUGAAAGAAGCCUCAGAAAGACUCCACAGAGAAACAUUAGAAACAAGAAAACAACAGAUAAUACACAAAAAACAAAUGUUAGAAAUGGAAAAGGAAACCGAAAAACUUACUGAUAAAUGGUCACAAAUUAUGUUAGAUAAAAAUAAAGAGUUAGAUAAAAUAAUGGAAAAUUAUCAGAAAGAGGAAGAAGUGCAACGAGUGAAAGAUCUUGCAGGUCAAAGUGAGUAUGCAAAGCUUUUAAGGACAAGAGAAAUUAUAGAAAAUGAUGACUUUAUGACUAAACAGAAGAAAGAUCAAGAGUUAAAGGAUAUAUCCUGGCAAAAAUUUGAUACCAGUUGUCCAGGUUCUGUUCAUCCAUUUACAAAAGUGUUAUUAAAUAAAUAAAUUAGCCACAUAUGUCUU